Messenger RNA from Gastrolobium bilobum, 2884 nucleotides. Its product is annotated as BTB/POZ domain-containing protein At1g30440. The transcript is spliced from 4 exons. NCBI's taxonomy places the organism in Eukaryota, Viridiplantae, Streptophyta, Magnoliopsida, Fabales, Fabaceae. Bases 740 to 2662 code for a protein of 640 amino acids. The record is from RefSeq and is a predicted model, not a curated record. Gene Ontology annotation, molecular function: protein binding.
GAGGGUCAAUGCUUUCUUAUGUCUUAUAAAUCAUUUCAAUCAGAGACUUUUUAUUUUACCACACAGUGACUUAUGUGUCGUUUUUCUUUGAUGUGGAUGAGUGGUUUUGGUCCCUUGUGUCUUGUUUAGUUUUAUUUUUUUGGGUAAUGGUCUGGUUUUAGGUUUUUAUUCUUUGUUUGUUUGUUUGGGGCAGAGAACUGGGUUGUUGACCUAAACUAGGUCGAUGAUAAGGAAUUUGUGUUUUUUUUUAGGUUCAGUUUGUAGUGGUUUUGGCAAGUGGGUGUGUGCGAAUAAUGGGUGGUUCUAGGGUUUUCAUGUGUUAUUGUUGAAUCUGCUUGUGGAUUCGUCUUUGCUGUUUUGGUGGGUUACUGGGAAUUUCGCUAAAGGUUUUAACUUUGGGGGGAGAGAAUGAAAAGAAGCUACAUUGUGAAUCCAUUUUGAUGUUGUUGGGAUAAAGGGUAGAAAAUUUUGAAACCAGAUUAGAGUUUAGUGGAAACAAUUUUAUUUUAUUUUUUUAAAUUUUUUUCCUGGGGUUUUGUAUCUUGUUGAUGCAAGUGCUCUGGUUUGAGGCCAAUUGUUUCUGUAAUUGUCAGAAUUGGAAGCCUCAUUUGGUGCUGCUUAAGGAUUUCAGCGUGAUACGGUGUUUCAGAAGGGUUUGAUUGGGUUUCAAUUGAACUCAGAUCUGUUCAUAACUCGGUUCUGUUCUGGAGGAGUUGUUCUCUUUUUGGGAUUUGAGUAAAUGGCUUGUAUGAAAUUGGGUUCCAAAGCUGAUGCAUUCCAGCGUCAAGGGCAGGCCUGGUUCUGCACGACUGGCCUUCCUAGUGAUAUAGUUGUUGAAGUUGGUGAGAUGUCUUUCCAUCUUCACAAGUUUCCUUUGCUCUCUAGAAGUGGGGUUUUAGAAAGAUUGAUUGCCGAAGCUUCUGAAUCAGAGGAAGAAUGUGUCAUACACCCCCCUGACAUUCCAGGCGGGGCCAAAACAUUUGAGCUGGUGGCAAAAUUCUGCUAUGGUGUGAAACUUGAACUUACAGCAUCAAAUGUUGUGUCUCUCUGGUGUGCUGCGGAGCAUCUUGAAAUGACUGAGGAAUAUGGUGAAGGUAAUCUUAUUUCGCAGGCCGAAACCUUUUUCAAUCAAGUGGUCCUCCGAAGUUGGAAAGACUCUCUGAGGGCCCUUCAAACCUGUGAUGAUGUUCUGCCCAAUGCCGAAGAGCUCCACAUUGUGAAAAGGUGCAUUGAAUCACUUGCAGCAAAGGCUUCUACUGACCCAAAUCUAUUUGGGUGGCCAGUACUGGAACGUGGAGGGCCGUUGCAGAGCCCUGGUGGAAGUGUUUUGUGGAAUGGAAUAAGUACUGGGGCAAGACCAAAGAAUUCAAGCUCAGAUUGGUGGUAUGAGGAUGUACUGAAUUUGAGCUUACCUCUUUAUAAGAGGUUGAUAGCUGUCAUGGAAUCUCGGGGCAUUAGGCAGGAGAUAAUUGCCGGUUCUCUUGCUUUUUAUGCUAAAAAGUAUCUGCCUGGGUUAAAUCGACGUCAGGUUUCUGGUGAGUCCAGUACCCGUUUGCCACUGGGGUCUCCUCCAUGUGAAGAAGACCAGAAGAUUCUGCUGGAAGAGGUUGAUAGGUUACUCCCAAUGCAGAAGGGCCUGGUCCAAACAAAGUUUCUGUUUGGUUUACUUCGAACAGCCAUGAUUCUAAGAGUGGACCCCUCUUGCAUAUCAAAGUUGGAGAAACGGAUUGGGAUGCAGCUUGAUCAAGCUACUCUGGAAGAUCUCUUGAUGCCAAAUUUCUCAUAUUCAAUGGAGACACUUUACAAUGUUGACUGUGUGCAAAGAAUUCUUGAACAUUUCCUUGCCAUGGAUCAGGUUACAGGUGCUGCCUCUCCGUGCUCAAUCGAUGAUGUCCAGUUGAUUGGAUCACCUUCACUGACACCAAUCACCAUGGUAGCCAAGCUGAUUGAUGGUUACCUGGCAGAGGUUGCCCCAGAUGUUAACUUAAAACUUCCUAAGUUUCACGCCCUUGCUGCUGCUGUUCCAGAGUAUGCCAGGCCAUUUGAUGAUGGUUUAUAUCGUGCCAUAGACAUUUAUUUGAAGUCUCACCCAUGGUUGGUGGAGUCAGAGAGAGAGCAACUAUGUAGGCUGAUGGACUGCCAGAAACUCUCAUUAGAAGCAUGCACACAUGCUGCACAGAAUGAGAGGCUACCCAUCAGAAUAAUAGUUCAAGUUCUAUUUUUCGAGCAGCUCCAGCUUCGGACCUCAAUUGCCGGUUGCUUUCUAGUUUCAGAUAAUCUUGAUGGAUCAAGACCGUUAAGAAGUGGUUUUGUUGGAUCUAAUGAAGGUGGCUGGGCGUCAGCCGUGAAGGAAAAUCAGGUUUUGAAAGUGGGAAUGGAUAACAUGAGGAUGAGGGUAUCUGAGCUUGAGAAAGAGUGCUCAAACAUGAGGCAGGAGAUUGAGAAAUUGGGUCGUGCAAAGGGAUCAAGUACAUGGGGAACUGUGUCUAAGAAGCUUGGGUUUAAGAUAAAGUCUCAGAUGUGCAGUGCUCAAGAAGGAUCAGUUAGCAAUCAGAACAAUGGAAAUAGUAAGGUUGAGAAGUUGAAGGACAGACAAGUAAAGCACAAGAGAAGUUCUUCUGUUAGUGACAAAGCAUCGGUCUCUUCAAUUGUUCCUUCGUAGUGUCUACAUGUUCAUUUACUCAAAGGUGGUUUUUCUCUCUCUCGUGUUACAGUGUUAUAAACAGUUUCUUUGCCUCUGCAUUUCAAGCAAGUGUAAUUGAGAUGGAAACAAAGGUCACUGUGUAUUCUGUAAUUCUAGACCAUAGUUCUAGCUUUUUUUUUUUCUCUUCUUUUUCUUUGUCCCACUGUCUUUGCAUAUAAAAUGUGUAUGCACAUUAUGCCU